CCUUAUUAUCCCAUUCCACGGCUCUUCCAAUUUGCAUUAACUUUGUAGCGUGAGAACAUUCUAGAAUAAUAGAUACACCACUCCUGCACAUUCAGGCCACGCGACGCCAGAGUCAUAUUUGAUAUUUUCCACGUCCCUUCUUUUCUGCUUUCCACUCCCAUGUCUUCCUUUACCGGGACUUUUAUUUCCAUGAUAUAUAUCCAAUUCUCGCUUUGGUUUUAUGACUCGUCUCCUUCGUCUACCCCUUUUCCACUUGCAGUUUGACUCUGCCUGUUCCCUCCUCCGGAUCUUGAUCAACAUCACACGCUCUCUCCCGCAGCUUUUGUGAUUCAAGUCCUGCGCCACAAUGCCUCGCCGCGGAGGCCGAAAGCAACCCGAAGCUCGCCCGCAUCAAUCGUCUCCUGCCCCGUCCCAAUCUACCCGGGGUCGGGGUGUUGCUCGAGGCGGGCCGCAAGAGGGACCGGGACUCGGCGCUGCCCCUGUAUCGGUGACGUCUGCUCCUCCGGCUCCGGCCAUUGCUCCAGACGCUCCGAGUGAUGAGUUGGGGCGGCUAACAUUGCAGUCUCCGGCGCCCUCAUCGUCAAAGGCCUCGAGAUUUGCCGACCGACCUGAUUUUGGCAGGAUAGGGAAGAAAAUACGAGUUCGUGCAAAUCACAUUCUCGUUAAUGUUGCUGACAAUGAUCUUCACCAGUACGAUGUAUCCAUAACGCCAGAAGUUACUUCGAAAAAGAUCAAUAGAAAUGUGAUGAAUCAACUAGUCCAGUUGUACCGAGAGUCACACUUGGGCAAGCGUAUACCAGCUUAUGAUGGCCGGAAGAGUCUUUUCACAGCAGGCCCUUUGCCCUUUGACUCAAAAGAAUUUGUGGUCAAGUUGGUAGACAGCGAAGAACCCGAUGAUUCUUCUGGUUCAACGAGGAAAAAACGUGAGCGCCAGUUUAAAGUCACGGUUCGUUAUGCUUCUAAGGCUGAUCUCCAUCAUCUGUGGCAGUUUCUAAGACGUCUACAGCUGGACAAUCCACAAGAAACUAUUCAAGCACUUGAUGUGGUGCUGAGGGCAUCGCCAUCUGAAAAGUAUACUGUGGUCGGGAGAUCUUUUUUUUCACCUAGUUUGGGUCAACCUGGCGAACUUGGUGAUGGGAUAGAAUACUGGAGAGGAUAUCAUCAAAGCCUUCGCCCGACCCAGAUGGGACUUUCCCUUAACAUUGAUGUAUCAGCAAGGGCAUUUUAUGAAAACAUUUUUGUGACUGAAUUUAUUGCAAAGCACUAUAGUUUUAAUUUUUCAAGGCCUCUGUCUGAUCAAGAAAGAAUCAAGGUUAAGAAAGCUUUGAGAGGAGUUAAGGUGGAAUUUACUAAUGGUCAGUGUACUCGAAGUUACAAAAUAACUGGUGUCUCAAGGGAACCACUGGGCGAGUUGAAGUUUACUCUCGAUGACCAGAGAACAAAAAUAACCGUUGUUCGAUAUUUUCGUGAGAAAUACAAUGUUGAGCUCAAGUGUUUGGCCCUUCCUGCCCUCCAAGCCGGGAGUGACACAAAACCUAUUUAUUUGCCCAUGGAGCUUUGCAAGAUAGCUGCUGGCCAACGGUACUCAAGGAAACUGAAUGAGAAGCAAGUAACUGCACUUUUGAGAGCAACCUGUCAACGACCAUUUGACAGGGAGAAGGACAUUAGAGAGAUGGUAAGACGUAACAGUUUCAACAGAGACAAGUUUGUGCGUGAAUUUGGAAUUCAAGCGAGUGAAGAAUUAGCAUUGUGUGACGCACGUGUUUUGCCUCCUCCAAGGCUCAAAUAUCAUGAAACUGGGAAGGAAACAAUGGUUGAACCGUAUAGGGGUCAGUGGAAUAUGAUAAACAAGAAAAUGAUAGAUGGUGGGAACGUGCAACAUUGGACUUGUUUAAGCUUUUCUACUAGAGUGAGCAGAGAUUUGCCUUUUCAAUUUUGUAAUGAGUUGGUAAAUAUGUGCACCAGCAAGGGAAUGGUUUUCAAUCGAACCCCUUUACUUCCUAUAAGGUCAGUUCAUCCUAGUCACAUUGAGGGGGCUCUUAGAGAUGUUAGCAAGCAAUCUAGCAAGAAGCUUCAGCUGUUGAUUAUAAUCUUGCCUGACAUUAAAGGUUCUUAUGCAAAGAUUAAACGCAUUUGUGAAACAGAAUUGGGAAUAGUGUCUCAAUGCUCUCAGCCCAGGGAAGCUUCAAGGCUACAAAAGCAAUAUCUUGAAAAUUUGGCCCUCAAGAUCAAUGUUAAGGUUGGGGGGCGCAAUACAGUGUUAAUGGAUGCAAUUCAGAGAAGAAUUCCUCAUGUGACUGAUCGCCCUACUAUAAUAUUUGGUGCGGAUGUAACACAUCCACAGCCAGGGGAGGACUCGAGCCCUUCUAUAGCAGCUGUAGUAGCUUCCAUGGAUUGGCCUGAGGUCACUAAGUACCGCGGAAUUGUUUCUGCCCAGUCACACCGUGAAGAAAUUAUUCUAGAUCUUCAUAGAACUUCUCAGGAACCUGGUAGGGGAGUUGUACAGGGUGGAAUGAUUAGAGAGCUACUUGUUGCAUUCUUUAGAUCAACCAGAUUGAAGCCAGACAGGAUUAUAUUCUACAGAGAUGGAGUUAGUGAAGGCCAAUUCAGUCAGGUUUUACUUCAUGAAAUGGAAGCUAUAAGAAAGGCUUGUGCCUCGUUAGAGGAAGGAUAUCUGCCAAAAGUAACCUUCUUGGUGGUACAGAAAAGACAUCACACCCGUUUUUUUCCUGAUCAUAAUAAUCGCGAUCAGACUGAUAAAAGCGGAAAUAUUUUGCCAGGCACUGUUGUCGAUACUCAGGUUUGCCAUCCCAGAGAAUUUGACUUUUACCUCAACAGCCAUGCUGGCAUUAAGGGAACAAGCCGACCUACGCAUUAUCAUGUACUAUUUGAUGAGAACAACUUCAAGGCUGAUGAGCUGCAGACUUUAACAAACAACUUGUGUUACACAUAUGCAAGGUGCACUAGAUCGGUGUCAAUAGUUCCUCCCGCUUAUUAUGCCCAUUUGGCUGCUUUCCGUGCUCGCUACUACAUUGAAGGCGAGACAUCGGAUGUUGAUGCUUCAAGUGGAACAGGAAGUAGGAGCACUAACGUUGUGGUAACUCUUCCGACAAUCAAGGACAAUGUCAACGUCAUGUUUUACUGCUAACGCUGCUCAAGUUUAGUAAUUUUGGUUUAGACUAUGAGAUGUAGAGAUCAACUCAUGCUUUUUAUUUGUAUGUAAAGCUGGUUUUAGUUAUUUUGGGUAAGAUUAUGAGAUGAAGAGACCACCUCGUGCUUUUUUUUAAGUAUGUGCUGUCAACUUUUUGUGAUUUUGGGCAGUUUAGGUGGGCCUUUCUUCUAUCUGAGGAAUGACUUAUCCUGGUUGUUGUUUAUCUUAAAUAUUUUACGUUUCAUAUGUUA
Prosopis cineraria is the source of this 3402-nucleotide messenger RNA. RefSeq names its product protein argonaute 5-like. Gene Ontology annotation, cellular component: cytoplasm. Gene Ontology annotation, biological process: regulatory ncRNA-mediated post-transcriptional gene silencing. Gene Ontology annotation, molecular function: protein binding; RNA binding. Lineage: Eukaryota; Viridiplantae; Streptophyta; Magnoliopsida; Fabales; Fabaceae. The record is from RefSeq and is a predicted model, not a curated record.